CACUCGGCAGCUGGCAGAUUCCGGAGCAGCGGAACGAAAACACGGGCGCGUUCGGACAGGUGAAUGUCUCUGGAUGCCGUUCAUUUCGGAGCCCAGGUGGUCUUCUAAGUAACGCAGCCAUCACCUGACAGCCCUCCCCUCCCCUCCCCUCCCUCCGUCCCUCUAACCCCACGCCCCCUCUCCAUCCCACCAUCACCAUGGAGACCUCCAACAGCUACGUGCUGAUCCACGGGAAGAACGUCUCCCACAACGUCGCGGGAGGCCCUGCUGCUGCUGGGCCGCACAUGUCCAUCGACAAGCUCUUCCCGGCUCUCCUCGAGUGCUUCGGCAUCAUCUUGUGUGGCUACACGGCCGGCAGGGCAGACAUCAUCACACAGAGCCAGGCGAAGGGUUUGGGGAACUUUGUGUCCAAGUUUGCUCUUCCAGCCCUCCUCUUUAAGAACAUGGUGCUGUUGGACUUUGGAAACGUCAUCUGGGCCUUUCUCUGGAGUGUCCUGGUCGCUAAGGUGGCGGUGUUUGCGCUGGUUUGUGUGCUGACUCUGAUGGUGGCCAGUCCAGACUGCCGGUACAGCAAGGCGGGCUUGUACGCCAUCUUCGCCACGCAGAGCAACGACUUCGCCCUGGGGUCCCCUAUAGUGGACGCUCUGUACCGAAGCACGUACCCAGAGUACCUCCAGUACAUCUACCUGGUGGCGCCGGUCUCCCUCAUGCUGCUCAACCCCAUCGGCUUCGCUCUCUGUGAGGUGCAGCGGUGGAGGCGGGCCAGCCACUCGCACGGCACUCUCGGCAUCCUGGGAGUCGUGUUCCUGCAGGUGUUGAAGAACCCGAUCGUGUUCAUGGUGAUGGUGGGAAUCGUCUCCCACUUUGCCCUGGGCCAGCACAUCCCCGCUGUGCUCUCCCAGUUCAUAGACGGACUGGCCAACUCGUUCGGAGGGGCGGCCUUGUUUUACCUCGGACUCACCAUGGUCGGACAGCUUAGAAAACUGACCCGAGACACGGGAGUGGCGCUGAUCCUGCUCAUCACAGCCAAACUCCUGGUGAUGCCGCUGGUCUGCAAAGACAUGGUGGACAUUCUGGACGUUGGAGUGAACAGCACCAGUCGCAACCACACCAGUUUGUCCAACUUUGCUUUCCUGUACGGAGUCUUCCCAACCGCACCCAGCGUGGCCAUUUAUGCUGCGCACUACAACAUCGAGCUAGAGGUGGUGACAUCGGGGAUGGUAAUCAGCACCUUCCUGUCGGCGCCGAUCAUGUACGUGUCGGCCUGGUUAUUAACGAUCCCCCUAAUGGACCCCGCCCCCCUGGUGACGGAGCUGGAGAACGUCAGCUUCAACAUCAGCAUCGUCAGCCUCGUGGCGCUGGUCUGGACCAUCGUGGUGAUGCUGCUAAGCAGGAAAUUCAACAGACUUCCUCACCUCUUUGCCUUAAAUCUGUUCCUGGCGCAGUUUCUGGUGUGUGUCAGUAUGAUCCUGUGGAACUUCUUGGGGAAACAAGACGACAAUCUGCUGGGCAAGAUUCUCACCUUCACUCUGCUCUACGGGUCUCUGUACAGCACCUACGUUUGGACGGGUUUGAUCCCUCUCUGUCUGGCGCUGACUAACAGGGACGAUCUGCUGAGGCUCCGGCCAGGAGUCUUCAUGAUUCUGGGUUGGGGGGUUCCCUUCCUGGUGGUCGGGGCUCUUCUGAUAUCAGGAGAGCGGACUGAUACCAUAGACUCAGCUUUCUUCUAUGGCAGAGCUCAGAUCAUCAGCACCGCCGUGGUGCUCGCAGUCAGCCUGGCGCUGGGCGCCGUCUCCCUGAUGGGUCUCAGCCAGGGGGAACGGGAGCAGAGCGGCUACCAGGCCCUCAACAGGGCCGCUGUGAUGGGCAUCGGUGACGAGCUGAGGCCCCCUAGUGGUCAGGAGGAGCCACAGCAGCAGCCGCGGAUGACUACCUCUCCUGCCUGCAGCAUCACCCCAGACCUCCAGAGCUUCUCCCCUCUGCAGCCGAUGCCUGACAUGAUCGCCAGCACACAGAGGGAGCACACAAACGGCACGGGCCUCGGGGUGGCGGCGCGCGACGGACCGCAGCGCAGCUCCUCCUCCUCCUCCGAGCAGCCGCUGAACCUGCCCCCGCCCGGUCUGCAGACCACCGACGACCGACAGACCGUCAGACACGCGCUGCUCUGCCUGCUGCUGUCCGUCAGCCUGCUGGCGAACCUGUCCAGCUGUCUUUGGUGGCUGUUCAACAAGGACCCGGGGAGGCUUUACCUGGAGCUGCAGUUCUUCUGCGCCGUGGCCAACUAUGGACAGGGUUUCCUGUCCUUUGGGAUCUUCGGUCUGGACAGACACCUCAUCAUCCUGCCCUUCAAGAAGAGGUUGCUGUGGCUCUGGCAGGGCAGGGACCCGGAGGACUUGAGUCCCUCAGCUGUGCCAGAGGAGCUCAGACUCACCUGCACCCAGUUCGUCCGCUACCACAAGGACCAGUGUGUACAAGACGUAGUGCUCACAGGCAGUGUCUCUGGGGAGAGUGUGAGCGCCUCGACGGGUGAAUCCUUCCUCUGAUAAUGGCAGUAGGAGAGGGAGGACCAGAGGAGGCCUUGAGAUGCUCCUCUAGCACGCCCACCUUCAUCAGGACCCCCCAGGAGGAGCCACCCCCCCCCCUCACGAUCCCUCCUUCGCUUUGCCCCCAUCAGCAGCCCCCGUCCCAGUGAGAAGGCACGUUUGAGGCCAGCGACAUGGUGGGCUUUUCACGGCGUUCGCCUCCAGCAGGGCGGCGUGCUCCCAGGUCAUGUGAUCUGCUUCCCUUUCUGAAGGUGGGUUUGCUCUGAGCGAGCAGCUGUUUUGUGGGGCGUCGGCAUCUGGAUCCAGCCAAUGAGAGACACAAGAAGCGAGCGCUCCCUGCUCGUCCUUCUCCUGGUUCCCGAAGCCUUUUUGUUCAUUUUUAUUCAUUUUCAACAAUUUGGUUCAAAUGUUUUUUUCAGCUAAGCAGAACUUUAUCACCUUUUUGGAUAUAAAACAUUUCUAUUAUUUCAAAAAAUGAUCUGUGCACCAACAUGACAUUUUCCAUUUGCCAUCAAUCAUCAGCCUUCCAUCCUUUGUUGUUAUUAUUUAUGUGACGAGAGCAGACUGCUGCUACGCCGCGUGCUGCUCUCAGCCAAUGAGCUGCAGGGCUGCUCGCUGAGAGCCAAUAGCAAACCUCCUUGUUGCUUCUGCAUUUUUGAUAUUUUGCACGUUGCGUCUGUUCGACCAGCAGCACUGAACCUUCUGCACUGACCGGAUAUCAACAUCCUUCACGUGUCUUUGAAUUAUGCCACUUCACGGAAAUGUUAAAACCUGCGAUGACGCCGUUAUCUUUGAAAUGUUUAAUUAAGGUGUUUGUUUUGGACGGAUUGAGGUCUCAUCUCAGUGUGAGAGAACCUUCACAAGAGAGUCCUGUGAAAAUGUGCCAGUGUUGAUCACAUCACACUCGUGUUUAUUGGGACGAGUGGCCUCCUGUGCCAAUGUGAAGGUGUGUGUUUGUGUGCAUGAACAAACAUGUCGUGUGUGUGUGUGUGUGUGUGUGAGAACAGGGAUUGUGUGUGUUGUGGGUCUACAGGAUCAGUGUAACUGGAUGUUGUAACGACUGAGAGUCACAAAUAAAAUUACUGUUUGCAU
This is a messenger RNA of Pungitius pungitius (ninespine stickleback), 3635 nucleotides long. It is a transcript of the gene gpr155b, whose product is annotated as G protein-coupled receptor 155b. The coding region runs from base 198 to 2543 and encodes 781 amino acids. The record is from RefSeq and is a predicted model, not a curated record. Gene Ontology annotation, molecular function: G protein-coupled receptor activity. Gene Ontology annotation, cellular component: membrane. Lineage: Eukaryota; Metazoa; Chordata; Actinopteri; Perciformes; Gasterosteidae. The transcript is spliced from 20 exons. Gene Ontology annotation, biological process: transmembrane transport; negative regulation of BMP signaling pathway; G protein-coupled receptor signaling pathway.